Papilio polytes (common Mormon) is the source of this 1653-nucleotide messenger RNA. RefSeq names its product juxtaposed with another zinc finger protein 1. The record is from RefSeq and is a predicted model, not a curated record. Bases 163 to 1215 code for a protein of 350 amino acids. The transcript has 5 exons. Gene Ontology annotation, cellular component: nucleus. NCBI's taxonomy places the organism in Eukaryota, Metazoa, Arthropoda, Insecta, Lepidoptera, Papilionidae.
ACAAUAGAGGACCAAAACAAAAUUCAGUACCCUCUUAAAAAUUAAUUAGGUUUUAUUAUAAAAAAAUAUUUAAUAUUAGAUCUUCUGUAGUUAAAACGAACAGUGACUACGAUGGCAUUAGUAUAGUUCGAACACUGACUAGUGUGUUAUCCUCCGCACGACAUGGCCGUCUUCAUGAUAAACAUCUGUAAAUUUAAUGGCUGCGGUAUCACAUUUCCAAGAUUAGCUGAUUUAAUUGAACACAUCGAAGACGUGCAUAUAGAUUAUGAUCCCGCAGUAGUUGAACAAAAAGAAGCAUCUCAGCCAGCAUGUAUUCCUUUAAGUUAUGUGUUAAGAUUUUUCACGGAGGCGUCGAGGCGGGAAUUUCAAAGCUUGCCACCCGCUGCCGAUGUCCGACGCAGGUUACUCUCGGCUCCUAAGACGCCUUCAGUUCGCAGCAGCACACCUACAGGCAGUGAAGUAGAUGAUGAAGAGAUGAUGAGUCACUCCGAAGACAGCAAUGAUUCGUGGACGACUGUCGAGGAGUAUAGCUCGGAAUUCAUCCUGCGAUAUGGAGUCAAGAUGAACAAUACCGCAAUCGGCGCGCUGGGAGCGACCGCGCAAGAGAAGCCGUUCGGAUGUCCAGUGCCGGGCUGCAAGAAACGUUACAAAAACGUCAACGGCAUCAAGUAUCACUCAAAGAAUGGACAUAAGAAGGAUGGCAAGGUAAAAAAGGCUUACAAGUGCCAAUGCGGCAAAAACUACAAAACGGCUCAAGGUCUUAAAACUCAUUCAAUAAUACAGCACAUUGUCACAAGCCAAGCGUCGACUUCCUCCUCACCUCCGGCCCUCGCCCUCGCCCCCGCCCCCGCGCCACACGCACUCCCCGCACCCCCGGUCCCCGACACGGGACGUCUCAAUGCCACCAAAAUGCCAGGCCUGGUCGUCACAGCUUCUCCGGCGCAUAGCCGCACUCUCAACAUCAUAGACGGCAUAGAUACAAACAAACUUGUUCGUAUUUACGACAGCAUCAAAACAAAAGAUCUCCCUUCCUUCACCAUACCUAAGCAUAACUUGACCAACAUUAAUUUGAUCACGAGCCAGGGUCAAGGCAUCCGUCACUCCGUGCUGCUCGCACCCACCGCUGCACUCGACAAGGCCAAAUACGACAGAACUCCCAAAGUAACCGUCAACGCCCAACCGCCAGCCGCUGUGGCGACCGCUUACGACAUCUAAAGGAAUACGUGCUUUUAAAAAGCAUAUAUUUAACGAAUUUAAGUCAUUAACGCUAAAUCUAGUUUGAACGCAGUUCCUAUUAAGAAAAAUUGAUAAAAAGCGAUCAUUGAUUAGCAAGUUCUAUGAGUUAUUCUUUGAGAAAUGUCAAGGAUCGUUUCAUCUGUCAAUAUUUGACAACCGCUAGACUUGAAUGUCAGUUUGACAGGCGAAAUGUUAUGCACAAAUUGUAUUUAUUUUCACUUAAAGACAUUAAUUAGUUAUUUAUUUCACGUCGAGGAGUUAUUUUACGUUUGUUACUUAGGUAUUAAUUAUUUAGUUUGUUUGCUGUGAUUCCAGUAAUUUAAUUGUUUUUUUUUUAUAUAGUUUUGUUACCAAAGUGUUUGUAAUUUGAAAGGUGGAGAAUAGCUCCAUGGUAUUGGCCGUUUCAAUAUUUUUCUC